This is a messenger RNA of Symbiodinium necroappetens, 348 nucleotides long. Lineage: Eukaryota; Dinophyceae; Suessiales; Symbiodiniaceae. The record is from the annotation of a GenBank genome assembly.
GAUCUGGAGGACUUCAGCAACCGGUCCACGGUGACCUACACGCUGAACGUCCUGCCGCGCUCCAGGCCCAUGGUCUCCGUGAUCGGCCCGCCCGCGGCCUCCGCAUCCUGCGCCUUUGCCCUCAGGGCGGAGGCAUGGGAGGUUGCUUCGAUGGCUUCUCGGGGGCCGGGUGAGGGGCCGCCCUUCGAGUACGCCUGGUCCUGCCUGGUCGGCGACAUGGCGGAGAUGAACGAAAGCGAAGCCCACUAUGCAGAGCGCUGCCUGCCGCGCUUGGCCCAUUGGGCAGGGCCCGAGCUGAGAGUUCAGGCCGGGGAGCUGGAGGAAGACACGUACACCUUCCGCGUGCAU